AUGGCCCUUCUGUACCUGUUGUAUCCCAUCGCCCUGGCCCUGAGGUCAGCCCAGAAUGUAAUUAUCCGCAACAUGCAUGUAAUUCCAAAAAGAUUCUUACAAAUAAAAUGCUGCACGAUCAAUUCUGUGGGAGCUGUUCUCAACCUCCCUACUGAAACCACGUCACAAGCAAGUCUGAUCGAGGAACGCUUCUUGCUUACGCAAUCCACUGCUAUCCUAGAUUAUGUGGAAAAUCAGUUUCCACUCAAACUACUAUUACUGCUCUCUCUGUGUAGUGUGAAGCACAAGGCUGCGGUAACGAGACUGGCAGUGCUUCUUAGCCAAGACAUCUCUCCAUUGGCGGAUCAUAAUGCUCGAGGAGAAAGGUGUUUGGCAGGUGAUCAGGAAAGUCUUUGACGAGAUAGCCAAGAUUGAGGCAUCUGCAAAGGAAAUUGGAUGAAACUUGAAAUCGCAC
This is a messenger RNA of Bipolaris sorokiniana ND90Pr, 454 nucleotides long. RefSeq lists its product as uncharacterized. Bases 1 to 396 code for a protein of 131 amino acids. The transcript has a single exon. Lineage: Eukaryota; Fungi; Ascomycota; Dothideomycetes; Pleosporales; Pleosporaceae. The record is from RefSeq and is a predicted model, not a curated record.